Messenger RNA from Rasamsonia emersonii CBS 393.64, 2226 nucleotides. RefSeq names its product C2H2 zinc finger protein. The record is from RefSeq and is a predicted model, not a curated record. Gene Ontology annotation, cellular component: nucleus. Lineage: Eukaryota; Fungi; Ascomycota; Eurotiomycetes; Eurotiales; Trichocomaceae. The transcript has a single exon. The coding region runs from base 1 to 2226 and encodes 741 amino acids.
AUGACUACCAGUCUAGCAUCUGGACUUCUUUCCCAUCAGCCCCGUCGUAUCUUACCGGCGGGCGCGAGAUACGGUGGUGCGUUCAUGGCCGGGUCAAUGCAAACCAGUAGUGAUCCCGUUGCUAUCUCGAAUCCCCUCCCUGCGACCUCUGGCUCGAUCCUUAGCGGGCCGCCCGAGCAAAUCUCCUUCCUAAAGACCUCCCCCCCGAAGCCAGAAUCACAUUUGAGCUCGAUUGCCAGCGCCGGGUUGCGCACCUCUCCUUCUCCCGGGAUAGAGGCAUCAAGACCUUCAUCGUCGCCCCGCAUGGCGAGCACAACCACGGCCGGUCCGGCUGAUCGGCCGUCCGAACAAGAGAAGGAUCGGGAACAACAACAACAUCAGCAGCAGCAACAGGCCAGUCCCCAGGUCGCUCGAGAAGCCCUGGGAGCGGCCGUCGGGCCCAGUGCCGACAAAGACCAAAAGUCACAGGACCAGGCGAACGCGUCCAAUACACUCAGUGAGCCGAUGGACACCGUUGCUAGGUCGAUUCAGAUGUCAUCGGAUGAAAUGCAAGUGGAUCCUCAAAGGAGCCCAGGCGCCGUUGCAGACACCUUUGGUUCCGGUGAUCAAGCGACGACCUCGGGAACCUUGAUAAACAGCUCAACCGUGGCAAGUCCCGGCCCGAUCGAGGAGACAGCGUCCCAGGAUGGCGACCGAUCCCGGCCCCAAAACGAGUCGCACGAGACGCACGACAUACCGGAAGAUGCGAACAAAGCCUUCUCUUACCCCAUGCCCACCGUCAGCAUGGGCGAUCCGCGCCGCGGCUUAAGCCUCCCCAAUUCAGGGUUCCAUAAGGGCAGCCCACGAUCUCCCUCGGCCAAAAAGCAUCGAUGUCCCUACUGCUCGACCGAGUUCACGCGACACCACAACCUCAAGAGCCAUCUUCUCACUCACAGUCAAGAGAAACCGUACGUCUGCCAGACUUGCCAAUCUCGAUUCCGGCGGCUCCAUGACCUGAAACGGCACACCAAGCUGCAUACUGGCGAACGACCCCACAUUUGUCCCAAAUGUGGUCGGAGGUUUGCCCGAGGAGAUGCCCUGGCUCGUCAUAACAAAGGCCAGGGAGGAUGUGCUGGGCGGCGAGCAAGUAUGGGAAGCUUCGUGGGGGAAGAGGACUAUGGGGACGUGGGGCCUGGGGGGGGCGAGGACGCCAUGGAUGGUCUCAUGUAUACCGAACCGGAGCGGAUGGAUGAAGAAGAUGAAAGGCGACUGAACAUGCCUAGCAUUCGGAAGCACAAUGCGCCUUCGACAGAACCUGUCCCCCGCUCUGGAGCCUUCCAGUCUCGAGGGCCAAGCACGUAUCCUCCCAUUGCCGCCAGCAGACCUCCACCUCCCGGCGGUCUCUUCCCUCCGGCGACCAGUCAUGGAGGCUCGAGCUCAUCGACCUCGCCGAUUUCUCAGACGGGGGCGAUGACGUUCCCCCCACCCGGGCAUCCUUCCUCGUCGAGUUUCCCGGCCCAUAGUAUGACCGAUAGUCCCAAACCACUUUCACCGAAUGCAUUGGCAUCGAACCAACUUGGUCACGGGUCCGAAGGUGCUAACAUUCACUUGCACCAGCAACAUCGCGCCCACUCUCCCAGCUUAACUCAACAGUACCAGCAGCAGCAGCAACAACAACAGCAACAACAACAGCAGCAGCAGCAGCAGCCACAGCAACAGCAGCAACAGCAACAGCAACAACAACAGCAGCAACACUAUAGCAGGACCGGACCGGCACCGCCCUCGACAGGUAGCGCGCAAACAUCUUUGGGUCUCCCACCUCCCCAACCGGGGGCUCCUCAGCUGCCUCCUCCACCUGGACUCAAUCCUCCAGAUGCCCGUUAUCCGCUGCACAACCAAGGGCCCGUUCAAGGACCACCUUCCGCUUUGCCUACAAAACACACGGCGACACACAGUCAUUCCAGCAACCAUAGCACCCCAGCUGCUCCCCAAACUGGGGGCGAAUCCGGUCAGACGGGUCCAUUGUCGGGGCCUCAGGAUCCCAACGGCACUGCGGAGCAAAGCCGGGAAGAUAAGUUAUGGGCCUACAUUCAAUCCGUACAUAACGAAUUAAAUAUAUUACGAACUGAAGUCGUGGCUUUGAGAGCACAAAUCGCCGCCACACAGAACUCGGGAUCAAGCUCCACGGUUCCGCCUCCACAGCAGGCUCAGGGAGAAGGGAAUGGCGGAAAUAGCGGUACGCGGUGA